Molecule: messenger RNA, 762 nt
Organism: Fonsecaea nubica
Lineage: Eukaryota; Fungi; Ascomycota; Eurotiomycetes; Chaetothyriales; Herpotrichiellaceae
Exons: 1
Coding region: 1-762 (253 amino acids)
Biological process (GO): regulation of DNA-templated transcription
Molecular function (GO): DNA-binding transcription factor activity
Source: RefSeq, a predicted model, not a curated record
AUGUCUCCAGCAUUAGAUCAAUUGUCAGCAGACGGACAGGCUUCGUCUCCCCACCAACCUACCAACACUCUCGCAGCAAACAACGAUACGAGGCGCAAAGGACCUCCCCGACGCACCAGGGCACAGCUUGAGCGGAAACGGAUCCAGGACCGCGAGUCACAGCGCAAUGUGCGUGAACGCACCAAGAAGUAUAUUGCCAGCUUGGAGGAGAAGCUCGCCCGGUUAGAGUCCGACACGUGCGUGGCAGACCUCGUGAGGGAAAACGAGGAACUGCAACAGCGGGUUCGGAUGCUCGAGGCGAAAGUACAGAGUAUCAUAGACGUCGCGACCAGUCAGGACAACAACAGCAGCAAUAAAAACAACAAUGACGCCAUAGAUGGCCCAGCGAGGAAGAAACGGCGGCUGCCUUCCAACAAGCAGCCUCGCGAGAUACAGUCGGAAAAGGAGCAGACGGACGACGAUCCACCCCCGGAAUACUGCACAACAUCACGACCGAAUCCAAAUCAUGGUCUCCCCAGUCACGAGAAAGAUAUUACCCAAGAAAGCCACCGUACAGAUAGUGCCCACGACCUUGCCAACGACGAGCUUCAUCACCUCAAUCAAUCUAGUCAAGGCUGUGAAGUCCUCAUAGACCCGCCCAGCGUGAACAGCGGAGACACGAUAGAGAUCAUGGUCGACGCCAACAAUGACUUUGGCAAUUGUUUUCUCGACACGUCUACCGGGGAUUUCGAGGCAAGUCGGGACUUUGUCCCAGCCAUAUGA